This is a messenger RNA of Closterium sp. NIES-67, 1485 nucleotides long. The record is from the annotation of a GenBank genome assembly. Lineage: Eukaryota; Viridiplantae; Streptophyta; Zygnematophyceae; Desmidiales; Closteriaceae.
UCACUCCAUCCUUAGCUUGCUUCCUUCUCUCCACUCCACACAUCUUCACUGAAGUAGCCCCGUCCAACCCUGUCCACCGUUUUAAUCAACGAUUCCGCAAGUUGUGAGUCUUUACGUCAUUUGAGCUGCGUCAGUUGCUAAACUGUUUACUGAACCGCGCUAGUGCACCGUCGCAUAGUGGCUUUCCUGACUGCUUCUACCACUGAUUUCCGUACCAACUGCCACUGAAACCCUAAACUCGGAGCACAACUAUUACCCGGACUGUCAUGGCUGCCUCCGACUUCCAGCGGAGGACCCCUUGGCGUGUUCCCCGCGCCCCAUCGCAAGAUUCCGCGGAAUGCACCGGAUCUGCUUUCUUGCUCUCCCCGCAUGCUCCGCCCUCGCCACAGAUCCCGCUUUCCCCCCACUUUCCGCUUUCCCCGCAUGUCCCGCUCUCCCCGCUUCCUCCGCCGAACCCGACACCGCGCAGCCAUUCCUGCCCGAUCGACCACGCUGAUCCCAUCUACGCUUCCCCUGCUGCGCUGACGCGCAGCGCCAGUGCGCGUUCAGGCGCAGAGCUCUCCCGCCGCGCGGACUUCCCCCGUGGCGCAACUGCCGCCGCGCUCCCCUUGCCCCCGCUCGAGUGCGCACCUGCGAAGGCGGCUUCCGCCGCGGGAUCUUCGCUGUCCGCGGACACCAUGAGCGGGGGCGUUUGUGCGCCGCAAGUGACUCGGUCGUACUCUGCGCCGUUACAUUCAAAUGAAUCCGGGAGCGGCGGCGGCGGCGGCGGCGGCCGCACCGGUAAUGACGGUGCUCGUGGGGAGCAGCGGAGCUUGCGCCAAUCUGCGCGCGCAUUCGAUCCCUCGGUAUUGCCGCGCCUGUCGCAGCCGAGAGCACGCAGCGGCUUCGAGGCGGAGCGCCCAUACGUUGCGGAAAAUUACCGCCCAUCCCCGACGGUGCUAUUCGACGGGCGGCCCCCCUCCCCCGCGUUCGCGCUUCCCCCGCCCCCACUUGCGGAAUCACCCACUGUUUCUGCGCCCAACACGCCUGCGGCGGCGGAAUAUCCCACCCAAUCAGCAGCAAGACCCGGCCAACUGCUAGCCUCUCAGCAGCAGAGUCGAGCGGCUCUAAAAUCCCCGGUACCAGCGUCUCCGCUUAGUCGACAGCUCAGGGUUUCGGAGGGGGUUGUACCGCGACCGCCGACUCCCGCAGGGAACGGCGUAGCAGGCGUGAUUCGCUCGUGAGUUGGCGUGUGCCGUGACCGUGAGCGGCCUGGAUCCGGACUGUGUUCGAGGCCAGUGGGGCUGAGUUCCUUCUCGGAAGAAACCACCUUGACAUAUGGCUGGAGGCAUGCUUUUUCACGCAGUGCAGCGACUUUCCCCGUUGUUGCGUGUUUUGCUAACCUAGGAUAAAUUAUCGUACCAGCUUAUACAGAGGAUUCCUGGUGGCUUUUUGGCUCCUGAGUAUUGGUGUUCGUACAGAGUAUAUUAGUACUAAAAUUUGAGU